UUUUUGUCCCCCUUGGAUGCGCGUGGGGGUUUUCGUCAGGGGAAUCCAGUUUUGAUUUCUCAGUUUUUCUUUGAGCGGACUUCUUAUAACUUGGACUUCUGUAGUUGCGUUAUACUUACCUUAUGUGAUAAUUGUGUUUCUGGCGUUGUGGUAGCUCUUUUGUAAAUCAUAAUGCCGACAAAACGUGCUUUGGAUUUUAUUCAUUCUAAAGAUCCGUUGCAAUAUCCUGAUAAGAAGGCAUCUAAACCUUUGAUGGAAAAAAGAAGACGUGCAAGAAUUAAUCACAGUUUAGCCCAGUUAAAAUCUCUAAUCAUUGAUCCGAACACAACUGAAAAAUCAAGACAAUCAAAGCUUGAGAAAGCUGACAUUUUAGAAUUAACAGUUCGCCAUUUACACGAAAUAAAACGACGUCAAAGGACAGUAAGCUUAUUGGAAGGCCGCAAUCCUAGACGAAAGUUCGAAAUUGGUUACACAGAAUGCGCACGUGAAGUUGAUCUCUUUUUAUCUAGUCUGGUUGAUUCAACAGUUAACUCAGAAUUACACAGACGACUCACGCAACAUCUAAGUCGUCGACUACAUGAUUUGAAAAAUAUCGAACCCAUCAAAGAAACCGUCAACACGUGCGAGACUGAAGAAUCAUCGAUAUCAUCUUCUUCCCACACCAAGAACUCAGAAAACCAAACGGUGCUUCCAGAACAUUACCCUCCAUCUGAACCAGGUAUUCAAGCAAAAACACCCGAAAAAGAAAAUUUCUAUAAACAUUAUACAAGUGAGUGUGAUACAACUGCUACCAAUUUGUCAACUUCAUUAUCAUCCUCAAAUAAUAUAAACUUAUUAAAAGAACAAAGUACGGGACAUAGCCAAGUUUCAAGUUCUUCAGCGGAAUCAAUAACAUUCGAUGAAUCGAAUGGUUACCGUUCAACUUCAUCGUCACCGAAUGUAUUUGAGCCAAAAGAAUUGCCAAGAAUGAUUGAGGCAUGCGAUCCUUUCGAUGGGCAUCCUAAAACACCAAUUGAAACCAUUGUCAGCAGCGAGUUGGCGUUACGUGAGAAAAUGCACCAGAAUUUUAAGCAGAUACCUCUAGUUCCGAAACAUUUGCCAAAUGGCGAAUGGGCGUUAGUCUUACCGCAUGAUAUGACAGAAAACGAAGUUCAAAACUUCAGUGCUUUCAAAUUGGUUUUGCCUUCUGCCUUUCCUGAUCUAGAGCAGGAGAGACUUCAGCCUGAACCACUCAAUAUGUCUAACACAUCAAACUCAGAAAACGAAAUGAACUCAGACCAAUAUUUUUCACGAACAUAUGGUGAACCGUCGAAUAAUUUUAGAUUCAGAGAAAAUUUUGAUUGUAAUUUAAAUUCUCAAUGCGUUUGGAGGCCAUGGUGACUCUUUAAGACAGGCGAUUUAAUUUGAAAUAUUGAUUGAGAUUCUGUUUCUUUUGAAUCGAUUGUUUUCGUGUGGUGUGUAGAUGUCGAUGCAUUUUUGUUGACACUGUGAUCGUUUUUGCAAACCAGAUUUCCGUCGUGCUCCAAUUUCAUCUUUCACCUUGUCAGCAAGCUGAAUUACCUUUUAGUUAAAAUUUCAAAAUGAGGGAACACUUGGCAAACACUGAGUGCGAUUCAGACAAUGCAUAGAAUGUGACUAGAUUCCGGAGAUCGACAUUCAGGAGAUCGACAGUUUGAUGUGCGAUAAGAAGGGAAGAAUGCCUAAAUUCUUACUCAACAUUCUUCUUCUUCAGUUUUGAAAUGUUGAUCAGAGUUUUAUCACUUUAUCAAUGUUUCAAAUCUUUUCAUACGUCAAUAUUUCUUGUGAUUCCAACAGAUAUAAAGUCAACAUAUUCCGACUUUAAAUGAUUCUGCUCCGAAACGAGGUGGAAAAUGAGAUUUAACGUUUUUUCAAGAACGUUGCGGAGAGCUAGUAGGAUAAGAGUAUACAAAAACUGUCGUAGCGUAUUUAAAAAUGCAUCAGUCAAUGUGCAGCAAAAUCGACAAACCUUUGAAAUGAUGUAAAUAUUAC
Messenger RNA from Parasteatoda tepidariorum (common house spider), 2010 nucleotides. RefSeq lists its product as uncharacterized. The record is from RefSeq and is a predicted model, not a curated record. NCBI's taxonomy places the organism in Eukaryota, Metazoa, Arthropoda, Arachnida, Araneae, Theridiidae. Gene Ontology annotation, molecular function: protein dimerization activity; DNA binding. Gene Ontology annotation, biological process: regulation of DNA-templated transcription.